Rubroshorea leprosula is the source of this 1349-nucleotide messenger RNA. The record is from the annotation of a GenBank genome assembly. Lineage: Eukaryota; Viridiplantae; Streptophyta; Magnoliopsida; Malvales; Dipterocarpaceae.
AUGCUUUUCUCAGAGGAUAUCACUGAACUCGUCAUUUCAGUAGACUUAAAAGAGCACUUGAAGAAUCAGAGACACACUUCGAGUCCCCUACAAAACUAAUAGGGAAAGUUAUCGCAUUGUCAUUUGAUUGAAGGUUAUCCCUCUCAAAUUCCCUCUGCGUGCUCUCCUCUCUCUUCCAAAGGCUCUUGAUUCUUCUCUUUUUCCCUGGAUUGUAAUCUUUUUCCUUCUCUCUGUUCCUGUAUUCAUGAGGCUAGGGGACUCUUUCUGAACCCAGCCUCCUUUCUCCUUUCGAAUCUUCUCACAUUUUCUCCAUUUUCCCUCUCAAUCCAUGCCCUGGUUUUCAGAUCUGGUCCCUCGGGUCGGUUCUCUCUCACUCUAUCUCCAGAUCUGGGUUUGAUACCCACGAUUGAUUUUCGGUUUCUCUUGCUUCUUGGCCUCAACUAUGAUAGCGGCUGCCAUGGAAGCCAAUGCCAAUGCCAAUGCCAGAUCCAUUUCAAUGCCAUUCAACGACCGGAGCGAAUUGCUUAUCCAGCUCUGUUUGGCUUCAACAAUUAACACAAAUUUCUCAUGGGUUAUUGUUUCGUAGAGAUUUUUUACAACUCAAUUUGAGAAGAAAAAGAAAGUAUGGAAGAGAGAGGCUAGGGGAGAGGUGGGGGAUCAAAGACGAAGAAUUGAGAGGGCUGUGCGAAGGUAAUUAUGUAAUUUUAUAUACUAUUUUGGAGUAUAGGACGGAAUUUCUUGAUGAUGACUGCGCAUCCUCAUCCACAAUUGAGUGGUUGCUAAUUGCCACGCAUCUUCGUUCCUGGAAAUAUCCUCUUGACUUUCGCAUUAACUUGCCUCCUACUUCAAGUUCUUUCUUCUCCAUAAUUGGCUCCAUCAACUUCUCUCCUCGGAAUCAGAAAGAAUCCGUCUUGCAAUUGAUACUUCCAAUUGAAUCAGCUUUGUCAUCACUGUCCAACUUCCUUUCUGCUAGCUGCAGAAAAUAUCCAUUAAUCAACCCUCUCUUUAUCGGAAAGAACAGGUUUGCAAUUGCAAUCAAGAUCUGUUGUACGCUUCUCUUCUAAUCUGCUUGGCCCAAUUUGAUUUUGUGUUCAAUUUCGUGAAUAUCUUCUUCUAAAUCAGCAGCCCUGCAGGUACACAACUUCUGACAUAUUAUUUUCAGUUAUAAAAUGAAAGUAAUUUUUUUUUUUUUACAUGGACUACACAAAAAGAGUAUAUUUUAAGUACUAAAAUUAUCUAAAUACUAUUAAUAAAAUUUCAUUCCAUAUUAAUUCAUUAAUAACGUACCCAGAAGAACUGAACUCAUCAAAUAAAAGGGUAUAAAAUACAAAUAAAAGUGCAGUCUAAGA